Molecule: messenger RNA, 354 nt
Organism: Phytophthora sojae
Lineage: Eukaryota; Oomycota; Peronosporomycetes; Peronosporales; Peronosporaceae
Exons: 1
Source: RefSeq, a predicted model, not a curated record
CUACGGUCUACAUUGUCUCGGCGGGUGAACGAGGACGCAGUUUUUGACGCCCUCCAAGCUCUGUUCCAUUCCGAGUACCUGCUAAUGGCGGAGUAUGUGGAAUUCGCUCUUCCGAUCCUCUACGCGGCGUAUCUGGCGGCCAUUUUCCAUCUACCUGUUGCAUCUUACUACCCGCAAACCAUGUCACUGACUUCUCAGAGCUUGGCAAGGACUGUGGCUACCAUUGUAGCCUACGCAGCGGGUGAAUUUGUUGGAUUCGUAGUACUUCUCUUCCUCUUGUGGCGGAAGUUUGGAAUUUCACCAUUGCACCAGCGAGCGUUUGCCUUCGAAACGCAGGCUUGGGCUCUACAAGGC